GAUUCACUCAACACCAACAGAGGCAGCUGGCUGGUGUCACGUCCAGUGAUGUAAGCUCGGAUUCUGCUGCAUGCAAUUGCCUCAAAACUUUUUCCUCCUUGUGGUGACGAGGUUUCCUCCCGCUGGCCGAGCGAGGGGCUCGCUUUCCGGGGGCGAGUGGAUGGAAGUCAGGGUUUCCAGCAGAGCCAGAGCGUAGUGGUCGAGCUGGCAGCAGCACUGAGCUCACAGCAGAAGUUGCGUGAUUGUGUUUGUUUCCUCGCUGAAGGAGGAGGAGGAGAGAAGCAGCAGAGCUGCAGGAUGUGGUCGCUGUCCGCGGUGCUGAACCCGCUGCUGUUCCUGCUGCUGUUUGGAUACUGCCCUACUGUGACCAUCAGGCCAAAGGAGGGGUGGCAGGUGUACAGCUCCGCUCAGGAUGCAGACGGGCGUUGCAUCUGCACAGUGGUGGCACCAGAGCAGAAUCUGUGCUCCAGAGAUGCCAAAGGCAGGCAGCUCCGCCAGCUCCUGGAGAAGGUACAGAACAUGUCGCAGUCAAUCGAGGUGCUGAACCUGCGGACGCAGAGAGACUUUCAGUACAUCAUGAGGAUGGAGAGCCAGAUCAAAGGGCUGCGGUCAAAGUUCCGGCAGAUCGAGUCGGACAGGAAGACGCUCGUCAACAAAAACUUUCAGGAGUUGAAAGGAAAGAUGGAAUCCUUGCAGCCCCUCAUCCCCGUUCUGGAGCAGUACAAGACGGAUGCAAAGCUCAUCUCCCAGUUUAAGGAGGAGAUCAGAAACCUGUCGGGUGUGUUGAUGGGCAUCCAGGAGGAGAUGGGCGCGUACGACUAUGAGGAGCUGCAACAAAGGGUCCUAAACCUGGAGAACAGGCUUCACAACUGUAUGAACAAACUCACUUGUGGCAAGCUGAUGAAGAUCACUGGGCCGCUGACAGUGAAAACCUCAGGGACCCGAUUUGGAGCCUGGAUGACUGAUCCUCUGGCUUCACUCAAAAACAGCAGGGUUUGGUACAUGGACGGCUACACCAACAACAAGAUAGUAAAAGAGUACAAAUCCCUCACUGACUUUGUGGCAGGAGUGGAAUCCAGAACCUAUAACCUGCCUUUUAAAUGGGCCGGAACCAACCACGUGGUGUACAACGGCUCUCUGUACUACAACAAGAUGCAGAGCAACAUCAUCGUGAGGUACAGCUUUGAGACGGGCCGCGUGGUCACGCAGAGGGCGCUGGAGUCGGCAGGCUUCCACAACGUGUACCCGUACACCUGGGGAGGCUUCUCAGACAUCGACCUGAUGGCAGACGAGCUGGGCUUGUGGGCCGUGUACGCCACCAACCAGAACGCCGGGAACAUUGUCAUCAGCCAGCUGAACCCAGACACGCUCCAGAUCCUCAGCACUUGGAACACAGAAUAUUCAAAGAGGAACGCCGGAGAGUCUUUUAUGAUCUGUGGAACCCUGUACAUCACCAACUCCCACCUGACAGGGGCUAAGGUGUACUAUGCCUACUCCACUAAAACAUCCACAUACGAGUAUACGGACAUUCCUUUCCACAACCAGUACUUCCACAUGUCCAUGCUGGAUUACAACGCUAGGGACCGGGCCCUCUACGGUUGGAAUAACGGCCACCAGGUUCUCUUUAAUGUCACACUUUUCCACAUAAUUAAAACCGAGGAUGACUCUUAAAGGGAGAACACACUGUAUAAAAGAGAGGAAAUAUGGUAAAAUAGAAGGUUGUGCCUAAACAUCCUUAUAAUUUGUCAUUCGAAAUGUAUUUAUUUUGUACGGAAGAGUAUUAGGGCCAGGCAGCAGAAAAAUAAAAAUAAUAUUUUAGAGGAAGAUUUUUUUUUCAUUGUGCACU
Cololabis saira (Pacific saury) is the source of this 1846-nucleotide messenger RNA. Its product is annotated as noelin-3-like. Gene Ontology annotation, biological process: signal transduction. The record is from RefSeq and is a predicted model, not a curated record. The coding region runs from base 298 to 1671 and encodes 457 amino acids. The transcript has 6 exons. NCBI's taxonomy places the organism in Eukaryota, Metazoa, Chordata, Actinopteri, Beloniformes, Belonidae.